AUGACCAUAGAAGAGAUUCAAAAAUAUAUUACGCUUGAAUGGGUUUCGGAGGAUUUUCUAUCAGGCGAUCUUAAACCAAGCAACCUCCAGCAAUCUUCAGUUUAUACGGACCCUUUAUUUACCUUUCAGGAAAAGUUUCUCGAAAAGAGAUGGCAAAGAUUAGUUGUUCGGGAAUUACUUAACGAGAAAUUGCUUCCACAAAAUAGCGUAAAACCUGGCACCUUCACUCUCGAUCUUAGCACACUUUCUAGCCAUCACCUUAAUAUACUUUCAGAUGUAAUUCAAAAGAAGUUAUAUGAGGCCGUCGAGGAUGUUAGAAUAGCGGUGGAUCAGUACUAUCAACACACACUCGCCCAUCCUUCACACCAAUCAAAACAAUUUGCAAAGGACUUGAUAGAACAUUUUGGUGGAUUUGCAGAUAGCAACAACCUGCCGUAUACCACAGCAAACACUGCGUCCUCCCAUUGCGAAGAACAUCAAGAAUGCGUUCAAGAUUUAAUACAAGGAUUACAACCGAUUUCUAAGGCAGUUAACAAAUAUAUCAAAGCCACGUAUCCCGCUUUAUAUUCCAAGAUGAAGAAACUAGAUCUUGGGUCGAAUGAUCAUCGAAACACUCUGUGUGUGGUUUGCCCACUUGGGAAAUUCGAAGGUGGAGAAUUAACAUUCCCCGAAUUGAAGUUGAUUAUUUACGCCAAACAAGGGCAAGCAGUGGCAUUUCGAUCAAAUAUUUUGGUUCAUGGAAAUCUCCCGGUCAUCGCUGGAGUUCGACACAGUGUCGUAUUUUAUAUCCAUAACACCAUAAUCAAACAAAAACGGAAAUUUGGUUCUUUUUUUGCCGAUUAUGAGUUGGACUGGGGUGUUAAUAGCGACGGGGAUGAACCAUCACCAAAAUAUCUUCCUCCGACGCUAGGUUCUCGAGAUAACGUGGCGAAACCAAAAAAUCAUAGAAGAACGAAUAUAG
Acaulospora colombiana is the source of this 961-nucleotide messenger RNA. The record is from the annotation of a GenBank genome assembly. Lineage: Eukaryota; Fungi; Glomeromycota; Glomeromycetes; Diversisporales; Acaulosporaceae.